AUGGUGUCAGAAGAGUUGCAGAGGAAGGUCUUGCAAACUGCCAGUCAUUGCGUGGCCACUGUGGAGGGCAACAUUCGAAAAGAGAGGGACGAGCUGCAGGCGGCGCAGGAUGCGGCGAGGGUGAGCCAAUGGCACAACGGAUCUGCUGCGCCACAUUUGUCAGCGCAGGAAACUUGGACGCGCAGGUGUGGGCUAAGCUCCUGGCAAGGCCCGCCGCUCCGUUGGACUGGAGCGGCCGAUACUUUGUCCCUGGUUGCAGCUUCAGACGUCCAGAGGUGGCAUUGCGCACAGCUGGUGGAGCAAGCCAGAUGGAGCAGCCAGAUCAACUCCAACAUGGAUGCCAUGUCAAGUGCUGCCUACAACAUGCUGGGCUUGGCGCAGGAGCUGACAGCUGGCUUUGCGGUGGGCUGGGCCUUCGCAUUCUGGCGUCACCAGUUCAUGGAGGAUAAGACGGCGGCCGAGCAGCUGCAGAAGAUGGAGCGCUCCAUCAUGAUCAAUCGGGAGUUCCUGCGGAUCUUUGUCUCGGAGUGGCGCUUCUUGACAGUGUCCCUCUCCAUGCACCAGGCCUUUGAGGAGCAGAAGAUCAAGCGGCUCCACUUGCGGGUGCUGGCGGUAAGGCUCCGUGACGCCCAGGACCAGCGUCAGGAGUGUCAGCAGGAGGCCGAUUUGGACAAGUCGGUACACUACAUGAUGAUGCGGAAGUUGCAAGCCGCACGGGAAGACAGGAACAGAAUGGACUACAGGUUGCAAACGAUGCCUCCUGAGCAAGCGAGGCAUGCCUUGCACAUCCUCAUGGAGCCCUUCAUGAGCUAUCUGGCCACCUUCAGCCAGAUGGAGCGGCUGAUCUGCAUGCAGAACAUGCUGGCGAAGGAUGUGUUGUUCCUGGCAACGGAUCCACUGGAAACGGCACAGGACAUCGUGCAGAAGUCUUGCGAGGAGAUCUUGUGCCGCUGGAUCAACUGUAUUCUUAUGGAGGCAAAGCACCGUGCUUCCAAUCUGCUCACGGCUGGGGACACCGAGCAUUCCAGGCAGAACUGGGCGCCUGCGGACAGCCAGAAGUUUUCCAGGAGGUGCCGAGAGAUCCGGACUCUCAACCUGCUGGAUCCGUCUGCGUUUGCGCAAGACUUCCAGGAUGGCAAGAUGCUCACAGUGCUCUACGCGAUGUUGAAAUCCUACAGGGAGAACCACGAGUUCUUGGAUCCCUUAGACCUCGCGGCCUUCGAUGAGAAGGACAAUGACCGGCGAGCCGCUGCCGCCUUGAUCAACUUCAGCUCCCUGUCGCCGCAGCUGACUCAAAGGUUCGCGCUGAGUGUUGGGGACAUUGCAUCUGGGCGGCUGGCCCCAUUGAAGACAGCCUUGUGCGCAAUCUUCCUGCGCGAGGCGCCGGGGAUCCGAAGCUUCCUGCAGCAGGCGGCCAAGGAGACAGCCUUCACGUUUGGGAGGCAGACCGCAUCUCUGGUGGGGAGGGCAAGCGCAGGACGAUGGCCAUCUCCAACUCUCGGAACGGCUUUUCUAGGCUGA
This is a messenger RNA of Effrenium voratum, 1521 nucleotides long. The record is from the annotation of a GenBank genome assembly. Lineage: Eukaryota; Dinophyceae; Suessiales; Symbiodiniaceae.